Messenger RNA from Psilocybe cubensis, 1635 nucleotides. RefSeq lists its product as uncharacterized. Gene Ontology annotation, molecular function: heme binding; monooxygenase activity; iron ion binding. NCBI's taxonomy places the organism in Eukaryota, Fungi, Basidiomycota, Agaricomycetes, Agaricales, Agrocybaceae. The record is from RefSeq and is a predicted model, not a curated record. The transcript has 15 exons. The coding region runs from base 1 to 1635 and encodes 544 amino acids.
AUGUUCUCUAUCAUCCCCACCUCUCACCCAGCCCUUUUCAUUGAGCCCAUCCACGUCGUUUAUGGGUUGAUUGUUUACGUCGUGUAUCUAAUCAUACAUAGGCUCAUUCUAUGGCCCUAUUUCCUCUCCCCGCUUAGGAACCUGCCAGGUCCACCGUUAGGCAAUCCUAUCUGGGGCCAGUCUCCCUAUAUCAUACGUAGCGAAACAGGCAUUCCUCAGCGGGAAUGGGUCAAGCAGCAUGGUCCGAUCGUUCGAGUCGUAGGACCAGUGGGUAUUGAGCGUCUUAUCUUUAUGAAUCCAGAGGCGCUGCACCAGAUUCUUGUCAAGGACUGGUUGGAUUACCCCAGACCUGCCUUCUUGAAAAAUAUUCUUGGCUUGGUAACUGGUUAUGGACUAUUGACCGUUACCGGCAAUGAUCAUAAGCAAAUGCGCAAGGCUAUGAACCCUGCCUUUUCAAUUCCUAACCUCAUGGCUCAAACAUCUAUGUACUUUGAACCUAUUGAUGGUUUGAUCGAGAUUAUCAAGAACGAAAUUGAUAACACGAGUUUUCCUGAGAAAGGAAAGGAAAUACAUGUCUAUGAUUGGAUGAGCAAAGUAACUCUGGACAUUAUAUGCGAAACUGCUUUUGGAUAUAAAGCGGAUUCGCUUCAUAACCCCCACAACGAACUUGCAGAAGCAUACGAACUUCUUCUCAGCUUACAAUCCGGUCCAAAUCUUGCCAAAUUUAUUCUCCUGGUUUCUCUUCCUGGUGGCACCCGGUUCCUUGCCUCAGAAUGGGCCUACUAUCACCGGCGUUGGCUAGAGAAGAUUCCUUUUCUAUCUUCAGCAAGUAAACUGGUCGAUGCCAUGCAUCGCAUCAGGAAGCUUUCUGCGCAAAUGCUUCAAGAGAAAAUGAAGGAUUCGAUACUGAUUGACACUGACAUUAGCGCAAAGAGAGACAUCAUGAGCAUUCUUGUUCGCGCACGAAAGGUGGAAAUGGAUGGAGGUAAAGGGGACUUUGCUAUGAGUGACCGAGCAAUGAUGGACCAAGUACUCACAUUUCUUGGCGCUGGCCACGAAACUACUGCAUCUGGUCUAACAUGGACCUUGUGGCAUCUCUCCAAUAACAUUGAAUGCCAACAGCGUCUCCGUGAAGAGCUCGCUCCUAUAUUUGCUAAUAAUGCACGACCAGAUUAUCGUACUUUAAAGGAUCUCCAAUGGCUCGAUUGCGUUAUUAUGGAAAGUCUUCGCGUUAUGCCACCCGUCCCAUUGACGGCUCGCGUAGCCGCCAAAACAGAUUACAUUGACGGCGUGCUUGUACCGAAAGGCACUUUAUUCUGGAUACCGAUACGAAUCGUUAACACUUGGAAAAAGAUAUGGGGCGAAGACGCCGAACAAUUUAAUCCAGCAAGAUGGCUCCAGUUGCCUAAAAACUAUCACCCCACAUAUUCCAUGCUUUCUUUCAUUGCCGGUCCACAUGCCUGUAUUGGCAAGACCAUGGCUAUCAUUGAGAUGAAAGCUGUGCUAUCUGCUUUGAUCGUUAACUUUGAAUUCGAGCCAGCAUAUGCGGGGCAGGUAGCUAAGCCUGCGGCUGCGAUCACCAUCAAACCUACUGAUGGGAUGCCCCUUAGAGUAAAGAAGAUUUCUAAACUAUAA